Lactuca virosa is the source of this 1179-nucleotide messenger RNA. NCBI's taxonomy places the organism in Eukaryota, Viridiplantae, Streptophyta, Magnoliopsida, Asterales, Asteraceae. The record is from the annotation of a GenBank genome assembly.
GAAUAAGCUGACAUCAUCUACAAGUUUCGCCACUUUUCGCCACUGUCAAUCCCUAUUGAAAAAUAGAUCGUUGUUGCACUACCGGACGUGAAACCGGAGGAAGCAUCUUCCCAAUCAGCAUAUAGUCAAGCCUACCGGAAUAAACAAUUAGCAAGUAGCAAACAAAAAGCUUAAAGAAUGGCGUCUCUUUCACUUUCGAUUUCACCAAACCCUGACCGCUUAAUCGACGGUAUCUUCGUCUCCCCUCGGAGGCAGUUGCUCCGUCGUGUUGCUAUCAAUUCAAGUCCCUCCGGCUUCAAUUUUCUCACGAAGUUAACGUCAUCUGAGAAAAACAGGAGAAACAAAGUAGCCGCCGUCCGAAUGUCGUCAAUAUCUCCUGCUUCGCACUCGUAUGACGUCGUCGUAGUUGGCGCUGGAAUAAUUGGAUUGAGUAUCGCCCGGCAGCUUCUCAUUGGUUCGCAUUUGUCCGUCGCCGUGGUUGACGCCGCCGUACCUUGUUCCGGCGCUACUGGUGCAGGACAGGGCUAUAUAUGGAUGGUGCAUAAGGUUCCAGGAAGUGAGAAAUGGGAGCUAGCAAUGAGAAGCCGUGAACUAUGGGAGAAGUUUGCAGAGGAUAUAAAGUAUCAAGGAAUGGAUCCUCAAGAAGUUCUUGGCUGGAAGAAGACAGGAAGCUUGUUGGUUGGUAAAACCUCAGGUGAAAUGGCAGUAUUGAAAGAGAAGGUAGAUCAGCUAUCUAAAGCUGGACUCAAGGCAGAGCUCUUGUCUACCAUUGAUUUGAAGGAAAUUGAACCUGUUCUUGUAGUUGGAGAAGAAGGUGGGGCCACCUUUCUACCCAAUGAUUACCAACUUGAUGCUCGGCGUUCAGUUGCAUAUAUAGAAAAGGAGAACAGAAAGUAUGCAACUGAAGGAAGAUAUGGGGAGUAUUACAAUCAGCCAGUAACUGGUUUAUUAAGGUCUGGCAAUGGGGAGGUUGAAGCUGUUCAGACUCCAAAAUAUUCAUUGUAUAGCAAGAAAGCCAUAGUAAUUUCCACUGGAUGCUGGACAGGGUCUUUGAUGCAAGACCUCAUAAGGGAUUCAGAUAUUAAAUUAAAUAUCCCUGUAAAGCCUCGAAAGGGUCACCUAUUGGUGAUAGAGAAUUUUAAUUCCUUUAAAUUAAACCAUGGUUUAAUGGAGAAAUAG